Messenger RNA from Trypanosoma rangeli, 537 nucleotides. RefSeq names its product 60S ribosomal protein L34. NCBI's taxonomy places the organism in Eukaryota, Euglenozoa, Kinetoplastea, Trypanosomatida, Trypanosomatidae. The coding region runs from base 1 to 537 and encodes 178 amino acids. Gene Ontology annotation, molecular function: structural constituent of ribosome. The transcript has a single exon. Gene Ontology annotation, biological process: ribosome biogenesis; translation. Gene Ontology annotation, cellular component: cytosolic large ribosomal subunit; ribosome. The record is from RefSeq and is a predicted model, not a curated record.
AUGCACACCCAGGAAAAGAUGGCUUGCCCACGUGUGCAGUACCGCCGCCGCAUGCACUAUGCGACGCGUGGCAACCGCAUGAAGCUUGUGCGUACCCCCGGCAACCGUCUCGUGAUGCAGAAGCGUGCGAAGCGCUCUCAGGGCCCCCAUACGCCGUGGGUGCUUGGCCACAAGCGCCUCGCAGGCACAAAGGCGCUGCGCCACACGGAAGCCCGUCUUGCCUCGCGGCACCAGAAGAGCACGUCGCGCCCGUACGGCGGUGUGUUGAGUCACGAGCAGGUGCGGGACCGCAUCGUGCGGGCCUUCCUCAUCGAGGAACAGCGCAUUGUGAAGCGCGCACUCAAGGCCCACACCAAGUCGCAUAAGGAGAAGAAGCGCCGCGACGCCAAGAAGAAGCGUAAGGAGGAGAAGAAGGCCGCCAUCUCAAAGAAAAUUGCAAAGAAGCUUGGCGUGAAGUCCACCGUUGCGAAGAAGACGGUCGCCAAAAAGAAGAUCACUGCGAAGGCCCCCGUUGGUGCGACCCUCAAGAAGAAGUAG